AUGGUCGACGGUGGUGGAUUGCCCUUCGCCCUCGGUGGUCUCCUCAUCACAUCGUCGGAGGACGGCGGCGUCCACAUUCGUGUCGCGCAGCACGCCGUCGCCUCCGACAGCCUCUCCCACUCCGAGUUCACGCUGCCGCCUCCGGCAGCUGGCUGGCGCUUUGAGGCGGCGGCGACGGUGCUGCACCACGGCUUCGGGCUCAGGCUUCCCACGCUGUGCUUUCGGGCCGAGGGUCCCUGCCGCCGGUACGGCGUCGCGAUCCUCGACGUACGGGCGCGCCGGCUCGUCAACUUUCGAGAGACUGCGCCGUGGGCGGAGGCGGCGGCGUCUCCGAGCGUCGUCGGGCGUGGAGCCGCCGCCGCCGCGAGCGGCCCUCCGUCGCCAGAGCGAGAGGAGAGCCUCCUCCUCCUCGAUGGACCCAUCCUCUGUGUCGCGGUCUGCGGCGGCGGCGGCGGCGGCGGCGGCGGUCCUGGCGGCGGCGAUGGCGGUCCUGUCGGUGGCGAUGGCGGCGGAGGCGGCGACGCAACAGGAGACUGCAACGGCCACGGUCACGGCCACGGCGAUGGCCCCUCUCCCCCCUCCUCCUUCGGCUCUCUGUCGUGGCUGCCGGCCUGCGGCGUCGUCGCGCCCGGGUCGGGGAGCGGAGGGGCGGCGGCUGGGCUCGAGCCACUCUCGCUCACGUGCGCCGCCGACGAGUCUCUAGCCGUGCGGUGCGCGGGUGCUGCCGCGGGAGGAGAGCCGGGCGCGAUCGUCCUCGGCGCAUCGGGCGGCCUGGUGUGCCGUCUUGCCGGCGCCGACGCGUUCGCUGCCGACGAUGUGCUUCGGUGCGGACAUGCGCAGCUGGUGGCGUGGGGGCUGGCCGGCGGCGGCUGCGGCUGCGUGCUCGUGAGCGCGGCGCGCUGCUGGGUCGAGGCGUCGGACCACGCGCCCCGGGUGGAGGCCGAUCCGUCGGCGGCGGGCCGUUGGCAGCACACCGACGCCAUCGCCGCGGCUCUCGCCGGGCGCGCGGACGCGGGCCGAGCAGCGGUUGAGGCUGCCCUGGCGACGCAGCGGGCGCACGGGCUGCUGUACGCGCACGCGCUGCGCCGGAUCGCCUCCGCCACAGAUCGGCGAAGCGGCGAGGCGAGGGGAGGGAGGGGGGGAGGGGGCGCCGCGGCGGCGGAGGAGGAGGAGGAGCACGCCGACAUUGCCGCCGCUAUCGACACCGCUGACGCCUCCCCCUCCCCUCUCCUCUCGGAGUGGGCGGCGGCGGAGAGGCUGUCAGCCGUGGGCGAGGCGGAGGCGCCGCCCCCGCCGCCCCGUGCCACCGCCGCCGCGGCCGCCGC
This is a messenger RNA of Emiliania huxleyi CCMP1516, 1325 nucleotides long. RefSeq lists its product as hypothetical. The transcript has 9 exons. The record is from RefSeq and is a predicted model, not a curated record. NCBI's taxonomy places the organism in Eukaryota, Haptophyta, Isochrysidales, Noelaerhabdaceae. The annotation marks the transcript as partial.